CUCUCUUCUACCUCAUUACUCAUUACCCCUCUCACAACCAACCCCUACUUUUCUCACUCUUAAUUCUCCACACAAGAAUAGCAACAACAACAAUAGUGUUGAGUAACAACAAUUAAUUUACCUUUUUUUUUUUUUUGAAUAAAAUACAGAGACUCUUGUUAUUGAAUACGAGGUACGACAAUGGAGGCGCCGGAUUUUUUUGUGGAGGAUUUGCUAGACUUAUCUAACGGUGGUGGAGAUGAAAUGAUUACCGACACCUUCUUCGACACCGUUACCGGAAAUUCCAUGGAUUCUUCCUCCCCUACUCCCGCUUCCGACAGCUGCAAUUCCUCCGCCGUGUCUUGCACUCCUUCUUUCCCUGACUCUUACUUUUCCGGCACCGACCUUUGCGUUCCGUAUGAUGAUAUGGCGGAGCUGGAAUGGCUAUCGAAUUUCGUGGAGGAAUCGUUCUCCACCGACGACUUGCACAAACUCCAAUACAUACCCACCAACCCACAGCAGCAACACGGCGGCGCAGCCAGGUAUGGCGCAAUUCCACCGACAACCACCGUACCGGGGAAGGCCAGGAGCAAGCGGUCACGGGUGCCGCCGUGUGACUGGUCCACCAGACUCCUCAUGGUGUCGGCGCCCUCCCCGGCCACCUCGUCUUCCGAGAGUGGGGCGAGUCCGGGGCAGAAGAAGCAGCCGUCACUGACGAAGAGGCGGGAGAGUGGUGGGCCUGAAACCGGCGAGGUGCGGCGGUGCCUGCAUUGCGCGGCGGAGAAAACCCCGCAGUGGAGGACCGGGCCCAUGGGACCGAAAACCCUGUGUAACGCGUGUGGGGUUCGGUACAAGUCGGGCCGUCUCGUGGCUGAGUAUAGGCCCGCUGCUAGCCCGACAUUUGUGUCGGCUAAGCACUCGAACUCUCACCGGAAAGUAAUGGAGCUCCGACGACAGAAGGAAUGUCAAAGGCACCAACCACCACUUCAUCACCAACAACCACACCAUCAACAGCAGCAAUACAUUGGUGGUGGUCAUGGCGGCGGUCACCAUAUGAUGAUGGCCGGAGGUGGUGGAGAGGAUUACUUCAUUCACCACCAUUUGGGAGGAAAUGAUUACCGGCAGAUGAUAUGAUAUGAUAUCAUAUCAUACUUAAUUAAUUCUCAAAUUUAAUCACUUUAAUUAGUGGUUGAAUUUUAAUUUAGUGUAGUAUUUUUUUUUUUUUUUUGAUUCUUAGAAUGAAACUUCCACUCUUUUUUCUUCCCUAAAUUUUGACAAUUUAGAAAAAUCUUACUCCUCCCAAAAAAAUUAAAUAGGGUUCAUUAAAUUCAAAUCAGUAACAUUUACUUUUACCAGUAGUAGUAUGAGUAUAUCCUUGUCCCUUUUUCUUCAUAUCUUUGAUCAAUGCGGGAAAAUAAUGAGAAAUUUUAAAAUAAUUAGUGGUA
Messenger RNA from Spinacia oleracea (spinach), 1424 nucleotides. Its product is annotated as GATA transcription factor 12-like. The record is from RefSeq and is a predicted model, not a curated record. Gene Ontology annotation, cellular component: nucleus. Gene Ontology annotation, biological process: positive regulation of DNA-templated transcription; cell differentiation. NCBI's taxonomy places the organism in Eukaryota, Viridiplantae, Streptophyta, Magnoliopsida, Caryophyllales, Amaranthaceae. The transcript is spliced from 2 exons. Gene Ontology annotation, molecular function: sequence-specific DNA binding; zinc ion binding. The coding region runs from base 181 to 1113 and encodes 310 amino acids.